AUGCGAAGAGCAAUCUCUGUUCUUGUAUUUUGUUCCUUGGUGAUUUUGAUCAGUUCGAUUAUCACUCAACAUCCCAAGAACGAGAUAAACUUUAGAUUGGCAAAACUCGAUCCACAAUGGAAAUCAAACGAACCUGCAGUGAUAUACAAAGACUUUUAUGUUAAAAACUUAACGUCAGUGAGAUCACAAACUAAAGCUGCCAAUAUUUCACCAGCCGAAAGGAGUGUUGUCGUCAUUCAAAAUGUAAGACCAUCAACAAACUCAACUGCAUUAGUGAAAAAGGCAAGAGAUGAUUCAAUUGAAGGGAGUUAUUCGGAUGAGAAUUACAGCGGAUCUGAAUUACGAGAUAAACAUGGACAUCAUGGGCAUGGACACGGACAUGGGCAUGGCCACGGUCAUGGGCACGGCCACGGACAUGGACAUGGUCAUCAUGACAAGAAAAAGAAAAAAAAGAAAAAACACAAGUUCUUCAAAAAGAAACAUAAGUUCAAGAAACAUCACAAAAAGAAGUACAAAGUAAAGAAAGGUGGAGGAUACAAGAUGGCAAGCAAGCUGAUGAUGCCACUGCUUCUGGCGUAUAAGAUGAAAUUCUUUACGUUGAUUCCUGUAUUUAUAGGAUUAAAGAUUAUUUUUUAA
This is a messenger RNA of Clunio marinus, 636 nucleotides long. The record is from the annotation of a GenBank genome assembly. Lineage: Eukaryota; Metazoa; Arthropoda; Insecta; Diptera; Chironomidae.